This is a messenger RNA of Hylaeus volcanicus, 3149 nucleotides long. RefSeq names its product EF-hand domain-containing family member C2-like. The transcript has 14 exons. The record is from RefSeq and is a predicted model, not a curated record. NCBI's taxonomy places the organism in Eukaryota, Metazoa, Arthropoda, Insecta, Hymenoptera, Colletidae. Gene Ontology annotation, cellular component: microtubule. Gene Ontology annotation, biological process: regulation of neuron projection development. Bases 82 to 2370 code for a protein of 762 amino acids.
GUAAAGUGUUAUUAAUUAUGUACUUAAAAUUGUGUUUAAUGCAUUAAUUGUACAUACACAUUACAUGUGCUUUGUUACAAAAUGCAACGUGAUCGGGUGCUUCCUUUCCUACCAGGAUAUAAUUUCGAUAGUAAUCUCGGCCGAACAAGAUUUCAUAGAGAUCAAUAUUUCGGUAAGAUACACGAUGGUGUUUAUUAUUUAUCAGAAAAGGCAGAUAAGGGCGAUCAUGUUCGCUUUCCAUCGAUUUAUCCUCGUGGAGAAGUACAUGAAUUGCCUCCAUGGAUUGCUUAUGAUGGUCAGAGAUUAAUGUUCAAGGCUUUUUUUCAAGAAACUGUUCAAGAAAGAUGGAAAACUGCUUAUCAAAUUCGUAUAGUGAAUAUCAGUUUCUUCUUGGAGGAUGGAACAAUGAAAGUUUCUGAACCUUCCACGGAAAAUAGUGGUCUUGAGCAAGGUGUUCUAUUAAAACGACAAAGAGUCCCAAUGCCGGAUCCAGUCAGAUAUAGAUACUACGAUAUAAUUGAUUUAAACAUCGGCAAAGAACCAGAAAUUUUUGGCAGAGUAUAUAAAAUCGUCGACUGUGAUAAAUUCACAAGACAAUUUCUGAAUCGUAUGGGAAUUCCAGUCCCAGAUCCAAUUGAAAUACCAAAAGAUCCUUACACGGAGUUACGAAAAUUUGAAGCGUUUCCGAAGAAACCCAACCGGAGAGUCGACAGUCGUGGUAAUUUUAUGAAGUAUGACAGACAGGUACUUCGUUUUUACGGUUAUUGGGACGACACGGAUAGUCUUUAUGGUGUUAUUCACGAUCUCGAAAUUCAUUACUACCUUGCCGAUAAUACAAUGGAAAUAAAAGAGAACGUGCCACCAAAUUCUGGACGAGAUUCCGGUUUCAUGUUUUUGCGACGAAUGAAGGUUCCAAAAUUCUUCUCCGGACUGGAACCGCUUGGCGCAGGUGAUCCCUUCACCGUUCUAAAUGUUAUUGGAGACGAUACUGCGCGUGGUUAUUACUCGAUAGAUUCUUUAAACACUGGACAAGUUUGCAGAGAUAUUUAUAAAGAUAACGAGCUUAAUAUUGGUGCCCAAAUAAACGUUUUUGGAAGAAAGAUUGUUAUAAUAGAUAUGGACGCUUUUACAAAGGAAUAUUAUAGGACGAAGUACGGUUUGGACGAUUUCACACCCUUGCAGAGACCUCGUAAAGGCGACGAAGUUUGCAUGAAAGUCGAAAAAUACAUUCCACCUUACAACGGUUUUGGUUCCUACGAAGAUUCUCUUGGAAAUUGUUUCUCGGUGAUGCCGCAACCACCCAAAAUAGACAUUAUCAAAUUUCUCUAUUACGAUAAGCAAGGCUUCGACAGCCACGUCCUGAGAUUUAGAGCCAAGAUGGUAUCAAAGAGUCCGGAAAACCAAGGCAGAGCGUUCAUUAUUAGAGUUUUUCUAAUGGAUGAUACGAUUUCUAUUUUCGAAUUGGGAAUAAGAAAUUCAGGUUUCAGGCGAUCCCUCUUCCAAAAAAGAAUGCCAGUAAUGUUGCCUAAUCAAGAGAUAUUCGUAAAUAGGAAACCGGAUUAUUAUAAACCAAAGGAUUUUUAUAUCGGAGCGCGCGUUAAUUUAAACAAUUUCAUCUUUGAACUCAUCUCAGCCGACGUUUAUGCUCUUCGUUACAUGGAGUUACAUCGCGAUAAGUUUCCGCAAGCUGACGUCAGAUUAAUCCUGGGAAAAUUACGGGAAAUUUUGAAACCAGUUUACAAGGAAUUUAUACAACACUAUACACCCGUGAAAUCAAUCGACGAAGAUCUUUCAAUACUGUCAUACGAGAAACUCAGAGAUAUGUUAUACAAGUAUUCGAACGGCAAAAUAACAGAACACGAAACAAUUACGAUUGCUCGACACUAUUCCUCGCACGAAAAGAAGGAAUUCCGCACUCGUGAAUAUGUAAGAACCCUAAUGCACACAGAACUCCUGCGAUCGUUAUGGAACGAGCUCGAUCGAUUGGAAGAAGAUCUUCAUCGAUGCGACAGAGGAAGAACAGGAUUUCUAUCACGGGACACAAUAUAUACUAUACUCCGUGGAUCCAGAAUACCAGUUGACGUGGAGCUCAUCAAUUCUAUGCUUGAUCAUAUUCGUAGAAACGAGGAAGAGAAAUUAGAUUACAAUGACUUGUUGCGAUUCAUGAACGUGAAAGUUGAUCCACUACCUCCUGCAACACCUAUUAAUAUUAAGACGGCACUUUGGUGGGCAUCGGAGAAGGAACCUGAUUGCGGCGCUGGAAUAAACUGGUGCGCUUUCAUCAAGGAUUUAGAUGUCAAAGAGGAAGAGGGAGAUCCAGAUGGAAGUUCCAAAGCUCUAGACCAGAAAUGUAUCACACUGAAUGAUUGAGAAAAAUGUAUCGCGAAAAAUGUAUUCAAAAUAACUUUUCUAUUCUCUUUUCGACAUAAUCGUGAUGAUAUUUUUAAAACAUACCUAUUCACGGCUCACGUGUGAUUUUUAUGCUACAAAAAACACCAUCGACACUUUUGGGAUGAAUAAAUACGCGCACUUCUAUGUCAAGUAAUAUUUAUUGUAGAAUAUAAUUUGCAUAUAAACUACGUCAAAUUUAGCAAAUUAUUUACAUUGUACUAAUCACGUUUAUAUCUAGCAUGCGGCUAAAACAGUGUUGCCUGGCCUUGAUCUUGUGAAUUUAUAUUUUAUCACCAGAUCGCGAAUACUCGAUUAUCUGUUUUUGUUCGGUGUCUCGAUAUGAAACUUUCUUACAUCGUUUUCAUGGUUUUGAAUUAGCUGACCGACAACACUGCGCUAUAUUCGCAACAUUUGAAGACACGAAGUUCAAUAAAUAGCAAACGAUAUAAAUAAGGGCCGUACGAAGUGUUAUUAUUAAUCAUGUUUUCAUAAAUACUCUCGUCACGAUUAUUAACCCACUGUUCGUACACGUUUCGAUGCAAUUACGAUGAUCUCUAAAAACAGUUACAAAUACAGGUUUCGUAAUAUCCCUCGAUUUUUUUUCAAAUUCUGACGACAAUUAAUCAUACGAUAUACAGUCAGUCCUAUAAGUAUCCGUACCCUCUAUCGCAUCUAUGUCUAUUCAAGAAAUUUGUCUCGAUUUUCAAACAAACUUUUUAUUAUAAAUAUAUCCAUGUUUCAAGUUCAUUCAGACAAAG